AUGGCCACUCUAUCGCGCUGCAGUUGGCCAGACCCCAAAAAAGAUCCUUUGAUAUACAUCGCCAACCCCAUAGAGGCACGAAUGCCAGGCCACUGGGUACCAUUAAGUAUUAUGAAGGCGAUCAUGCAAAAACAAGUGCCAACUCCGCGGCCCAAGCCACCUUCAUCGCUAUCAACAUCUUUAGCAACCACAACAACUUCAAAACCUACGACGACAUUGUCAACAAUAUUUUCUACAGAACCUACUACGAAACCCACUCCAUGUCCUAUUGCGAAACCCACUACAGAACCUACUAUGAAACCCACUACAGAACCUACUACGAAACCCACUACAGAACCUACUACGAAACCCACUCUAUGUCCUAUUGCGAAACCCACUACAGUACCUACUACGAAACCCACUACAGAACCUACUACGAAACCCACUACAGAACCCACUACGAAACCCACUACAGAACCUACUACGAAACCCACUACAGAACCUACUACGAAACCCACUACUGUAUGUCCUAUUGCGAAACCCACUACAGUACCUACUACGAAACCCACUACAGAACCUACUACGAAACCCACUACAGAACCUACUACGAAACCCACUACAGAACCUACUACGAAACCAACUACAGAACCUACUACGAAACCCACUACAGAACCUACUACGAAACCAACUACAGAACCUACUACGAAACUCACUACAGAACCUACUACGAAACCCACUACAGAACCUACUACACCCACUACUGUAUGUCCUAUUGCGAAACCCACAACAGAACCUACUACGAAACCCACUACAGAACCUACUACGGAACCCACUACAGAACCUACUACGGAACCCACUACAGAACCUACUACGGAACCCACUACAGAACCUACUACUGAGGACGAAACACAUGAUGGCCAAGGAGAUAGCAAUCAAUAA
This is a messenger RNA of Plutella xylostella (diamondback moth), 918 nucleotides long. Lineage: Eukaryota; Metazoa; Arthropoda; Insecta; Lepidoptera; Plutellidae. The record is from RefSeq and is a predicted model, not a curated record.